CCAUGAUGAAGGGGGCGCUCAACCUUCUUCAAUCUAUCUCCAUAAAAGCUUCAUUUCAUAUUAUAUCACAUCAUAAUGAAGUCUCUUUCUCUCUCCAACGGGUCUCUUCGUUCUUCUUUGUCUCUUUCUUGCACUUUCUUUUCCCAUUUAUGCUUCAAAUCCCACAUUCUCUCUUACCCAAACACCCCCAAAACCCCUCUUCCUCUUCGCAAUUCAGAGUCCUCUGCUCCAAUGGCUGAACCACAAAGUUCAGAAGCUGAAAGCAUCACCAACUCAUCAACUUCGUCAUCUUCAUCUGAGUCAACUCAGUUAGAACCCAAAACUCAGAAAAACCCAGAACCAAAACCAGAACAAGAAGAGAAGAAGAGACCCAAGAGAACAAGAGAGAGUAAUAGUAGUAACAAAAACCCAGUUUACAGAGGAGUUCGAAUGAGAAGUUGGGGCAAAUGGGUCUCUGAGAUUCGACAGCCUCGCAAGAAAUCACGCAUUUGGCUCGGCACUUACUCUACCCCUGAAAUGGCCGCUCGAGCACACGAUGUAGCCGCUCGAAGCAUCAAAGGCAACUCAGCGAUUCUCAAUUUCCCUCAACUCGCUGACUCGCUCCCCCGCCCCGCCUCGCUCUCGCCUCGCGAUGUUCAGUCUGCGGCGGCGAAAGCUGCUACUAUGGAGCUUAUUAGUCCAUCAUGUUCUUCAUUGUCGUCGAAUGUGUCGACGACAAUGACGACGACUGAAGAACUGGAUGAGAUAAUUGAGUUGCCGAGUUUGGAAGGGAGUUUUGACUCGGCCGGGUCGAGGGCCGAGUUACAACUUGUUGACUCAGUGGAUGGGUGGUUGUUUUCGCCUUGGAGAGUGCAUGAUUUUGACUUUUUUGGGUUUUAUUCUGAUCAGACGGCGGUGGAUGAGAGCAUGAUUCCAAGCAGCUUUGAGAGUUUGACAUGGGAUGCUUGAUGCUUAAUUGUUUUCUCUAUUUUUAAAAUUUUGUAUGGUUUGCAAUUAUUGAAUUAUGUUUUAAAAUUUAAGUACGUAAUUUAAUUAUUUAGAAUGUAUUAAAUUUAUUUUAAUGCAUUCUCGAUUAUUGAAUUAUAUCUUAAAUUUUAUAUACAUAAUUUAAUAAUCAUAUUUGCCUUAAAAUAAGAUAAUAGAAAAAAUUAGGAUUAGAAUAUGUCAUUAUAUAGUUUUUGUCAAUUGUAGUGCAUUUGUAAUACAUGUAUAUAUACAGAAUAACAGUGUAAGAUUUUAGCUUGAACUAUUAAUAGCUCUUUUUUGUAUUUUGGAUGAA
Camellia sinensis is the source of this 1279-nucleotide messenger RNA. RefSeq names its product dehydration-responsive element-binding protein 3. Gene Ontology annotation, biological process: regulation of DNA-templated transcription. NCBI's taxonomy places the organism in Eukaryota, Viridiplantae, Streptophyta, Magnoliopsida, Ericales, Theaceae. Gene Ontology annotation, molecular function: DNA binding; DNA-binding transcription factor activity. The record is from RefSeq and is a predicted model, not a curated record.